Molecule: messenger RNA, 855 nt
Organism: Physella acuta
Lineage: Eukaryota; Metazoa; Mollusca; Gastropoda; Physidae
Product: transmembrane protein 272-like
Source: RefSeq, a predicted model, not a curated record
UGGUGUGGCGACUUGUAACUCGACAGCUAUGUCUGCAGUCAUAAAGCAUAAUUAGUUUUUGAUUAACCACUUUAAUUAACACAUCAUUUGUCAAGUUUGGGAGCCGGGACUACCACUGCCGUAAAUACAACUUCACGUUCAAGUUAUCUAACAGACCACGAAUAACUUCAGAUUGACUAGUUUAUGAAAAUUGGAUUAUCUGGCUAUGGAGAAUGACGAAACUCGUGUUUUAUUGCAAAGUGCAGGCCCUGAAUCAUCACCGUCACCUUCCUUUUCUUGGAGAGACAAUGUAAACUGCGGAGAGGGUACUCCACAUAAUUCUACCCGAGUCUUUUACGCAAUUUUAACGGCGAUCCCGGUUUCCAUGAUUGUUAUUGGUGCGAUUUUCCUUCAUGCUUGUCCUGUUGAGCGUAUGAUCCCGAUCUACCUAAUUGUGGCAGGAUGCUUUGGUUGUGCCAAGUACGUGUUUAACUUGGUCCAGAGAUGGCGUCACUCAAACAGGGGGAAGGAAGAAGAUAAAAAAACGUGUAACCUUAUUGAACAACUUGUCAACUGUUUUCUGUUCGCUUGGUUUAUUGCAGGCAGUGUUUACAUCUACCGUAUUUAUAACGAAGUGAGCUACGACCCUUUAAACAAGGAUCACUACUGUCACAAGAGUUUGUAUUUGUUUGCCUUUUGGGUGACAACUUCAGUCUACAUCAUCAUGGGACUCUCCUGUUUUUGUGUUGGUUAUGUCAGAUGUUUAUCAUCCUUGUGUAAAGCAAUCGACCCUACCGAGAGUCGCCUAGAAAAUAUUCGAGAGGCCAAUUAAUUUUUUUUUAUAUAAUGCAUUGUGUAAUUAAAAUUUAUAUGGUU